AUGCGGUACCUGAUAGAGUCGUUGCCACGUAUUGGAAGUGUUGGAGUCUAUGUAGAUGAUGUUGAAGAGCUAGUAUUGAAAGAGCUGGGCCCCAAAGCACUCACAGUGAGUUACCGUGGGAAACACAUGUCCUUAGUGGUUAAGAAGACGAUUUCUUUACCUGUAAACAUAUCCCUCUCACAAAAUGGAGUUCCUACUUCUUUUAAGUACAAUGAACAAGGGACAUUUACGCUGAGGUUGAGGGUGCGAUCUGAAUCGGUAAAUGCUACUGACUCUUUAGCCCCGUCGUCAGAAAAGUUUCUGUGGGAUAAAACUCAAUUGAAUGAAAUGGGUGCUUUUUGCUUCCGCUGCCUGCAUUGCGACGCGCCAGUACUAGAUAGCGUAACAAACUGUCUUAAACUUAACAAUAUGCCGUCGGAGUACUGGGCUGAAUUGAUGGAUUAUUGGCACUGCCAUAAACCUGACAGCAGAGAUCCAAAUAUUUCCGCAAAGUAUGGCGCUUUGAAACCGCUGUUAAAUGAGCUGUUGAUCGGGGAGUCCUUUUUAGAAACCAGUCCUGCCACCGUAGCUGGGAGUACUGAAGUAAAUGAUUUGAGGGUAAACUGUUCGAAAUGUGGUACAAAACUUGGUGAGUUAACUAAGGAUGGUCUAUACAAAUUCUACAAAUGGCAACUGAAACUUUACGACAAUUCUAAAAUGUGUGAAUACCUCUUUAACCCGAGAGACGAUGUAAUACUACAACUUUUGAGUUACAUCAGAGGGUACUCGGGAAGAUACAUUCUUUUGAGUUCGCGACAAAACCCGAACAUUAUGCUAUGGGUAUUUGCACUAGACAUCGGCGUCUCUUUCACUGAUGGCAAGAAUUUUCCACAAGCAGUUAAGAUUUUAUACACCACAGACGCAUCACAGUUUGAUACAAUCAAAAAGGCCCAUAAUGUGCAUGAACUCGGAGUCCAUGAUACCCCCUAUACUGCGUUUGUGACGGACCUGGCACAGAACCACGAGUCUUUGCCUGAGGCAGCACAAAAGUUUGAUAUAUGGGAUACCAGCUACCUACCGAUGCCGUAG
Molecule: messenger RNA, 1068 nt
Organism: Huiozyma naganishii CBS 8797
Lineage: Eukaryota; Fungi; Ascomycota; Saccharomycetes; Saccharomycetales; Saccharomycetaceae
Gene: IPA1
Product: putative polyadenylation protein
Exons: 1
Coding region: 1-1068 (355 amino acids)
Biological process (GO): protein autoubiquitination; proteasome-mediated ubiquitin-dependent protein catabolic process; protein monoubiquitination
Cellular component (GO): ubiquitin ligase complex; nucleus; cytosol
Molecular function (GO): ubiquitin conjugating enzyme binding; ubiquitin protein ligase activity; cyclin binding
Source: RefSeq, a predicted model, not a curated record